Messenger RNA from Glycine soja, 1724 nucleotides. RefSeq lists its product as uncharacterized. The transcript has a single exon. The record is from RefSeq and is a predicted model, not a curated record. Bases 552 to 1457 code for a protein of 301 amino acids. NCBI's taxonomy places the organism in Eukaryota, Viridiplantae, Streptophyta, Magnoliopsida, Fabales, Fabaceae.
UCGUCCCCUAACAUAGAUGGCAGUCUUUGCAGCAAAACAUACCGAAUGCCAUUUGCCAUUUGCCUGACUCAAGUCAUGCAUAGCAAUAGCAUGGGGCAAUUGUAGCCUUUUAUCCUUGGUACCCCAUGUGCUGAAAAGCAACCUUUCCUUUCACUGACUCUUCAUUUUUAUGUUCCCUGCAGUUUUUGUUUUUUUUUUUUCAAUCACUCACCCUUUUGUUUGGGUUAUUAGUUAUUACUCCGCUUAGUCUCCCCACACAAUUCCACGCAUCAACCAAAUCUAACUCUCUUUCUCUGUCCCCCACACCCCUCCCUCCUAUGUCCUAUCCCAUUCUGAAGAAACACAAUUACAGGUUAGAACCCCCCAUAUCAAAGCUAAAGUCUUUUGGAGCCAAACUUGAAGUUUUAUUCAUCAUCUUCACCUCGAAUCAGAUGAGGGAGAAGUUCCUAUUAUUCAACUUUUGUUAGCAGUAAAAGCUCUCUUCUUUAUUUUUUUAUUUAUUUAUUUUGUUUCUAAUAAGGAGUUAAAGACAAUUUGUUGUUGGUGUUGCCAUGAGGGAGUUUCCUUCUUGUUUUGGAGAAAAUGGGGUUCAGAUUGCUGACUCAUCCUCAUCAAGCACCACAAGAGCAGCUCAAAAUGUGGUUACGUGUGUCUAUCAGUGCAAAUUAAGAGGCCGUUCAUGCCUGAUUACAGUCUGGUGGACAAAAACUCUGAUGGGUCAAGGCUUGAGUGUGGGAAUAGAUGACUUGGGAAACCAUUGCCUCUGCAAGGUGGAGAUAAAGCCAUGGCUCUUCUCGAAGAGAAAAGGGUCAAAGAAUUUGGAGGUCCAAUCUGGUAAAGUUGACAUCUUUUGGGAUUUGAGUUGUGCCAAGUUUGGUUCAGGGCCUGAGCCAUUGGAGGGGUUCUACUUAGCGGUUGUGUUCAACAAGGAGAUGGUGUUGCUCCUAGGGGAUCUGAAAAAGGAGGCAUGCAAGAAGAUUGAGAGUGAUUGUGCCUUUUCUCACUGUGGUGCUGUUUGCAUUGCAAAGAGAGAGCACAUUAUUGGGAAGAAGUUUUAUGGUGCAAAGGCUCAGUUUUGUGACAAGGGGCAGGUGCAUGAUGUCACAAUUGAGUGUGACACUUUGGGGCCCAGCGAUCCCUCUCUUGUGAUUCGAAUUGAUAGCAAGACAGUGAUGCAGGUGAAGCGUCUCAAGUGGAAGUUCCGAGGGAAUCACACCAUUUUGGUGGAUGGUGUUCCGGUUGAAGUGUUUUGGGAUGUGCACAGUUGGCUCUUUGGGAAUGCUAUGGGCAAUGCAGUGUUCAUGUUCCAAACAUGCAUUUCAAAUGAUAAGAUGUGGGAAGGCCAAUCAGUUUCUGAUCCCUCUGCAUUAACAUGGGCUUCUUCUCAGCAGUUUAGGGAUUCUCAAUUGCAAGGCUUUGGGUUCUCUCUCAUUUUUUAUGUUUGGAAACAUGAGUAAUCAAUAGAGGUGUUAAGUCUUAUUCCUCAAUGUUACAUUUAUAUUGACAGCCACAUUUUUCAACAAUGAAACUGAUCAACUUGCCCCUUUUUCUCAUUUUGAUCUUUCAUAGCUUUAUUUGCUUUUGCUAUAACGUCUGUAGUCUCUUAUUGUUUAUUCCAGAAUCUGUUUGCAAAGUUUGUUACUGAACAUAUGAUCUGCGAAGAGUGUUAACUGUAAAGGUAUAUGCUAAAUAAAAUUUCUGAAUGGUAUAACUGUCAAGAAUGA